Grammomys surdaster is the source of this 4522-nucleotide messenger RNA. RefSeq names its product tetratricopeptide repeat domain 7A (gene Ttc7a). Gene Ontology annotation, biological process: phosphatidylinositol phosphate biosynthetic process; protein localization to plasma membrane. The record is from RefSeq and is a predicted model, not a curated record. The transcript is spliced from 20 exons. Gene Ontology annotation, cellular component: plasma membrane. Bases 244 to 2820 code for a protein of 858 amino acids. Gene Ontology annotation, molecular function: protein binding. Lineage: Eukaryota; Metazoa; Chordata; Mammalia; Rodentia; Muridae.
GGACGACUUGGGGUCGCGCAGCCGCAGCCCCAGUCCGGAGGCUCCAGGCGGUGCGCUAGGCGCUGCCGCCGCUGCUGCUGCUGCGGGCCCCCCGCCGCUUCCCGGGCCCCCUCUGCCACCCGGGCCCCGGAUGCCGUCUGCACUCCGGUCAAGUCUGCUGGAGAGUGCGCCCCAGCCUGGUCGCCGUCCCCGGCCUGGUCUCCACUCCUCCGCCGCACCUCCCAUGACAGCUCCCGCUCGAAGAUGGCUGCGAAGGGCACGCACGGCACCCACCUGAAGGUGGAGAGCGAGAUGGAGCGCUGCCGCGCUGAGGGCCAGUGGGACCGCAUGUUCGAGCUGGUCCGGCAUCUGCAGAUGCUGGGCAUUUCCGGCGGCGGCAGUAGCAACCGGCGAAACAGCCCGAGCGGCAGGUUCACCUCUCUGGACACCGAUGACUUUGGAAAAUUGCUGCUAGCAGAGGCCCUUCUGGAGCAGUGUUUGAAGGAUAACCACGACAAAAUAAAAGACUCCAUCCCUUUGCUGGAGAAGACUGAUCACAGGCUGAACAAAGCCAAGGACCACCUGAGCAGCAUCCUUAACAAUGGGAAGCUGCCGCCACAGUACAUGUGUGAGGCCAUGCUGAUCCUGGGCAAGCUACAUUAUGUGGAGAGCUCAUACCGGGACGCCAUCAGCAUGUAUGCACGGGCUGGGAUCGGUGACAUAUCCGUGGAGAACAAGCCCCUGUAUCAGAUGCGGUUGCUGUCGGAGGCCUUUGUCAUCAAAGGCCUCUCCCUGGAACGCCUGCCCAACUCCAUCGCCUCCCAUAUCCGCCUGACUGAGCGGGAGGAGGAAGUGGUUGCCUGCUUUGAGAGGGCCUCCUGGGUGGCUCAGGUGUUCCUACAGGAGCUGGAGAAGACCUCAAACAACAGCACAUCAAGACACCUGAAAGGCUUUCUCUCAGUUGACUAUGAACUGUCGUACUUCUUGGAAGCUGCCCUCCAGAGCGCAUAUGUGAAGAACCUGAAGAAGGGGAACAUCGUGAAAGGCAUGAGGGAGCUCCGGCAGAUUCUGAGGACCGUGGAGACUAAAGCAACGCAGAAUUUCAAAGUGGUGGCAGCCAAGCACCUGGCAGGGGUCCUGCUGCACUCCCUGAGUGAGGACUGUUACUGGAGCCCCCUCUCCCACCCUUUGCCUGAGUUCAUGAGAAAGGAGGAAAAUUCUUUCGUCACUCAGACCCUUCGGAAACCUCACCUCUACGAAGGAGAAAACCUCUACUGCCCAAAAGACAACAUAGAGGAGGCCCUCUUGCUGCUGCUCAUCAGUGAGUCCAUGGCAACUCGGGACGUGGUACUGAGUCGGGCACCAGAGCAGGCGGAGGACCGGAAAGUAAGCCUGCAGAAUGCUUCAGCCAUUUACGACCUCCUGAGCAUCACACUGGGCCGGCGAGGCCAGUAUGUCAUGCUUUCUGAGUGCUUAGAGCGAGCCAUGAAGUGUGCAUUUGGAGAAUUUCACCUUUGGUACCAAGUGGCCCUCUCCAUGGUGGCUUGUGGGAAGUCAGCCUAUGCCGUGUCGCUGCUACGUGAGUGUAUGAAGUUGCAGCCCUCGGACCCCACAGUGCCCCUGAUGGCUGCCAAGGUCUGCAUUGGGUCCCUGCAUUGGCUGGAAGAGGCAGAACACUUUGCCAUGGUGGUGAUUAGCCUUGGGGAGGAAGCAGGAGAGUUCCUGCCUAAAGGCUACCUGGCCCUGGGCCUCACCUAUAGCCUGCAGGCCACUGAUGCCACCCUGAAGUCCAAGCAAGAUGAGCUUCACCGCAAGGCCCUGCAGACCCUGGAGCGAGCCCAGGAACUGGCACCUGAUGACCCCCAGAUUAUCUUCUAUGUCUCCCUGCAGCUGGCCCUCGUCCGACAGAUCUCCAGCGCCAUGGAGCAUCUUCAGGAGGCCCUGACGAUGUGCAGGGAUGAUGCCAAUGCUCUCCACCUGCUAGCACUGCUCUUCUCUGCCCAGAAGCAUCACCAGCACGCCCUGGAUGUCAUCAAUAUGGCCAUUACCGAGCAUCCUGAAAAUUUCAACCUGAUGUUCACCAAGGUGAAGCUGGAGCAGGUGCUGAAAGGCCCAGAGGAAGCCCUUGUGACUUGCAGGCAAAUGCUGCGACUGUGGCAGACCCUCUACAACUUCUCUCAGCUGGGGGGCCUGGAAAAGGAUGGCAGCUUUGAAGGCCACACAGUGAAGAAACAGAACAGUAUUCACCUGACUCUGCCAGAUGCCCAUGAUGCAGACUCUGGCUCCAGGCGAGCAUCAUCUAUUGCAGCCUCAAGGCUGGAGGAGGCCAUGUCGGAACUAACCAUAACAACUUCAGUCCUAAAGCAGGGUCCCAUGCAGCUGUGGACCACACUGGAGCAGAUCUGGCUCCAGGCUGCUGAGCUGUUCAUGGAGCAGAGGCAACUCAAGGAAGCAGGUUUCUGCAUCCAGGAGGCUGCUGGCCUCUUCCCCACCUCUCACUCGGUGCUCUACAUGCGAGGGCGGCUGGCUGAGGUGAAGGGCAGCUUUGAAGAGGCCGAGCAACUGUACAAGGAGGCACUCACCGUAAACCCGGAUGGCGUGUGCAUCAUGCACAGCCUGGGUCUGAUGCUGAGUCAGCUGGGCCACAAGAGCCUGGCCCAGAAGGUGCUGCGGGAUGCGGUGGAAAGGCAGAGUACCUACCACGAGGCAUGGCAGGGCCUGGGUGAGGUGCUGCAGGACCAAGGCCAGAAUGAAGCAGCGGUUGACUGCUUCCUCACUGCCCUGGAGCUGGAGGCCAGCAGCCCUGUGCUCCCCUUCUCCAUCAUCUCCAGGGAGCUGUGAGCCUCCGCAGCAGCUGCAAGCCUGCCCGGGGGCAGCAGACACAGGCAGGGAAGGGCAUGCAUCCAGAUGUGGGGCCUCAGGGAAUAGAUGACUAGUGAACACUUCCACAGGCUUCCAUGCCACUUCUCCCCUACACUCCACACCCUGUAGGCCCAGCUGGGCCUGAGCUCCCAUCUGAAGCUGAGUGGACAAGAUUUGCAUCCAAAGCAAAGCCUUGCUCCCUAGAGGUUGACGUGCUGAGCGCCUUUGAUAAAAGGUGUGUCUUGGAGCCAAGCCCCAUCCUCAGCUCCCCUGACCCCCUGGAUUUCCUGGUUUGUGAUGAACCAAUCUUGAGUGUUUGUACCACAGAGAUGAACUUGCUUGCCAGCCAUCUUCUGGCUGGCCAGACUUUUCCUGGAUGCCUUUCUUGGUGCCUUGGGAGACAAACUGACUUGAGACUAAGUGACUUUGUAGACCUGUGAGCAGACAGGCUGGAGAACCCCAGAUGCAGCUCCCCCAACCAAUCUCAGGGCAGUACAAGCUUGAAGCAUUACCCAGGACAGCCACAGCUUUGAGGUCCCAGACAUAGGGAGGACAGUGGGCUCUUGUCAGACUGAAUUAGCAUUGUUGAUGCCCAGUGUUUCCUUUAUAGAGAGGUUGUUCUACCACCAAGUGCCUUUGGAGCUUGAAUCAGGCCAGGCCCCUAAACACAGUCCAUCCGUCUUCCAUUUUCAUUCACUGUCAUCUCCCUGGAGACAUGCCCCAGCCAGGAGACUCCAUGCGCCCUAUGCUAGUGGCCUCUAGGAUAGGCCUUAGAAUACAGGGUUCGGACCUUGAGUACACAGUCCCUCAAGGCUGUCCCUACAGUGUCACCACCCACUUGGGUGAGUGACAUCCAAGUGACCAUUUAUAGGCCUCAGCCCUGUACACCUCAUCACCCACUGCCUAGUUUUCACCUUAGGCUUUGCUGAGUGCCCUAAAGCCCCAGCUUGGCCUUUUGUGCUCCCCUGCCCAGAUUCCCACAGAAGCCGUGCUUGGGUAGAGACAGAGGAGGAACCUGACUGCGUCACCUUUCUGUGCCCAGUACUGUCUGUCAGGUCACUGGGCUGAUGGCUGUCCCUAGCUCAUCAGCCACGCACUCUGAUUUGUACAUUUCCCUCAGGAAGCCAUCCCCCCCUCCACCAAGGCCUAGCAGAGUGUUUCUUUCUGUCUUCCCCAUGCUCGGGGUGGAAGCUCCCUCAGGUUCACCUUGCUCUUGUGUUAGCAUGUGUAAAAGAGGGUUGAGAGCUGCCCUGGUUUACCAUGGCAGACCACAGCUUCCUUGGAAGGAGAAAGCCAUUGGAGACUGGCUCCAUGGUGUACUGACUUAGCCUGCUUGUCUCCUUGUGUCUCCAGAGAGCUGGUGCCUCCUGGCCACAGCCACAGGCCAAAGGGAGGAUAUUCAGUCCUUGGUUGAAGGGUCUCUGUGUAUAUGUGUACAUAGACACAUAUAUGCUAGAGAGCUAUAGAAUUUAUAUAGAAUUUUUAUAGAAUUCUGUUAGAGUAAAAAAAAAAAGCAGAUAUUAUUGGUAUACCGAUAUACCUUGGUAGUCAAUCUUGGCAGUGGGAAAGACAACAAAUGCAUUCUGACUAAGCAUUCCCUCUUUGGAGGCCAUGGGAGACAGGCCCAGUACCUGACAGUGACUUUGGAAAUUGAAUAAAAGACCCUUGAAGGGAAACAGGA